GUUUUGAAUGCUGGACCAGUGCGUCGUAAUGCAUUACGAUGCUUGGUGGACUCCGAGUGGUAGAUGUGACAUGGUUCUCACUGGGAUUUAGCUUUUUGCUGGCCUUUUGUCUCCAUAGGUUUUCACGUUAUGUGCCUCAAAAAUUUGAGAGAUCUCAUACAUUUCAGCUUUUCCAGGAUCUAAUCCGAUACGGGAAAACCAAAGCACAAAUAAAGCGAUCGGACCUCCUACGAGUCUUUGAUGUUCCCAAAAGAUGGUUCUGGCAUUUCUACGCUGUCUCUGUUGUAUGGAAUGGGUUCCUCCUUACUUUGCUCCUCCGAGCAAUUAUGUCGGAGGAGGGUCUUCCAAAGUGGUUGGUUGACACACUGUCAUUCCUGAAAGGUGAACAACCUAGCACAGCUACUGAUCGUCCAUUGUCUGUCUGGAUGGUUCACAUUUUGCUAUGGGUCCACUGUCUAAGACGUCUGCUGGAGUGCCUAUAUGUCAGCGUGUUCUCCAAUGGAGUCAUCCAUAUAGUCCAGUAUGCAUUUGGGCUGAGUUACUACAUCUUUCUAGGCCUGACUGUGCUCUGUGUUGACAUUUCACCCUCAGAUGAAGGCUCAUCUCUGCUUAGCCAGCUGCAGUGGUACCAUGUGGCUGGAACAGGGCUUUUUCUCUGGGCUUCAUGGCUUCAGCACCACAGCCUGGCCCUGCUGGCCAGCCUGCGCACAGGAAACACAGGUGCUGUGAAAACUCUUGCCCACCGUAUGCCGCACGGGUGCUGGUUUGACCUUGUCUCCUGCCCACACUACUUUGCUGAGCUCCUCAUCUACGUGUCCAUGGCCGCUUGCUUGGGUGGUGCCUCAGUGACCUGGUGGCUUGUUGUGCUCUAUGUCCUCUUCAACCAAACGCUCACAGCUCAGCUCUGUCAUGAGUUCUAUCGGAGCAAGUUUGAGGAAUACCCGCCUCAGCGCAAGGCCUUCAUUCCAUUUGUACUGUAAUUCAAACCUUCAGUGUUUUUGUUUGAAGUGAAUAUGAAUAUAACUUUGCUACUUGUUAACAAUAAUGCAUAAAUGUUGUUUUGAAUGAAAAUAAAGAUUUGCCUAUGUUUAUCAUGUAAAACACUCAGGUCAAAAGGAAGAAGAAACUGAGAGAGGGACUUUUACUACUGAUAGUGAUUGAUAGCGCUUUUAUAUAAAAGUCUGUCAGGGGAAUUGUUUAAUAGGAAUUUGCUGAUGGACAGCAGCAGCUCUAGUGCACACUGAAAAAUGCUGCGUGCCCCAUGACUGCUGUGUCAACAGAUGGUAGUAGACUACUAGAGGGCUCAGAUGUCAAUGUAUCCCUGUCCUGAAAUAAACCUUGCAAAUUGUUUAACCUGCAAAACUGUCCAUGGAUUUAAUAGGUAAAUUGGUGCAUUUUGAAGAUCUCCAAAAGGUUUGCUAGUAUGUCAUAAUUUAUUGCAAUAAAUCUGCUUUUAACUUGG
Messenger RNA from Alosa sapidissima (American shad), 1462 nucleotides. It is a transcript of the gene srd5a3, whose product is annotated as steroid 5 alpha-reductase 3. Gene Ontology annotation, biological process: polyprenol catabolic process; dolichol-linked oligosaccharide biosynthetic process. Gene Ontology annotation, cellular component: endoplasmic reticulum. Bases 39 to 980 code for a protein of 313 amino acids. Gene Ontology annotation, molecular function: 3-oxo-5-alpha-steroid 4-dehydrogenase activity. Lineage: Eukaryota; Metazoa; Chordata; Actinopteri; Clupeiformes; Clupeidae. The transcript is spliced from 5 exons. The record is from RefSeq and is a predicted model, not a curated record.